Haemonchus placei is the source of this 645-nucleotide messenger RNA. Lineage: Eukaryota; Metazoa; Nematoda; Chromadorea; Rhabditida; Trichostrongylidae. The record is from the annotation of a GenBank genome assembly.
CUGAGAGGUCAGAGGACGAAUGGCCCAAUAGGCAGUGAAUCUGCUGCACGUAUUGUGGAAAUGCAAGAGGCUUGUGAAAGAAUGAAAAUAGAGCUGACAAGUAGUCUCAAGCAGGUGCAAGAACUUAGCGCAAGAAAUGCGGAUCUGGAUGCUCAGCUAUCCACUUCUCAGAAGGAUAUGCAUGCAUAUCAGGAGCAACUGUCAAAGUUGAGAAACCAAUUGCAUGAAAAGUGGGAUCUUGCGUUCGCGAGUAAGGCAGUCUCCUUUAUCCUUUCUCAGACUGAGGCUCAGCGAAGUGAUCAAGAAACUCGAAUCUCAACGCUUGAGAGCCGCUUCUUGGCAAUCCAAAGAGAAGCAACGUGCAUACGGGAUCUUAACGAUAAGCUGGAACACCAGCUGGCUAACAAAGAUGCGGCUGUUCGACUGAACGAAGAGAAAGUGCGAUCAUUACAAGAGCGACUGGAACUGGCGGAGAAGCAGCUUGCCCAAAGCCUCAAAAAAGUCGAAUCACUUCCAUCUGUUGAGGCCGAAUUGCAACAACGAAUGGAAGCAGUGGCUACGGAAAAUCAUCGGGAAGCAAUAAUCACCCAAUAUUAUUGCGUCGUGGUAUCCAUUAUAUAUAUACCAGUCGGGCCGCCCAGUUAG